AUGUUGGACGUCCUGGCGUUUCUGGAUGAAGGUUCGUCAGUGACUCUAAUCGAGGACGAUAUAGUCACCCAACUGAAAAUAAGCGGGGAGGCCGAACCACUGGUUGUAACUUGGACUGGAAACGUGAAACGCUACGAAAAUCAAUCGAAGAAGGUGAACUUAACGGUGUCCGCGAGAGAUGCGGCCGAAAAAUUGCCAUUGCUCAACGUGCGUACAGUAACGCAGCUUGAUUUGCCAAAGCAACGUAUAAAGUUCCAGGAAAUCGCCGAGCAUUAUCCUCAUCUGCGUGACAUACCAGUGAAGGAUUACACCCUGGAGGAGCCAAAAUUAAUGAUUGGACUGGAUAAUGUGCAUCUAUUUGCUCCCAUUGAAUCGAGGAUAGGGCAACCGGGUGACCCAAUUGGCGUGAAGUCGCUGCUAGGCUGGACGGUAUAUGGACCAGUGAAACAACCAUCAAUGCAAGAUGCGUAUAUGAAUCUGCACGAUGUAAUACCUGUUACGAAUCAGGAUUUACAUGAUAUCUUACGAAACCAGUUUGUACUGGAGGAGGCGGGUAUUUCGGCUGUAGUACCAGAGUCGGUUGAAGACGAACGAGCUCGAGCUAUCUUGAAAGCAACAACGAUUCGAGUGGAUGGUCGUUUUGAAACAGGGCUGAUUUGGCGUGCGGAUCAACGACGAUUUCCGAACAGUUAUCCAAUGGCCGAAAGGCGAAUGAAGGCGCUAGAAAGAAAACUGGAGAGAGAUCCGGAACUACACCGCAGGGUAAACCAGCAAAUACAAGACUACGAGACAAAGGGCUACGCACACAAAAUUACCGCAAAGGAGCUCUCUGAAACGGAUCCAGCGAGUGUCUGGUAUCUCCCGCUAAAUGUUGUACUGAAUCCACGAAAACCGGGAAAAUUACGUUUGGUGUGGGAUGCGGCUGCGUCGGUAAAUGGAGUUUCACUGAAUUCCGAAUUGUUGAAAGGUCCUGAUAUGCUGACAUGUCUUCCUGGCGUAAUUCAACGUUUUCGAGAACGACGUUUCGGGUUCGGUGGUGAUAUCAAAGAAAUGUACCACCAGCUUCGAAUCCGGGUUAAGGACAAGCAAGCCCAACGGUUCCUAUACCGGUUUGAUUCAGCGCAGCCUGUGCAGAUUUAUGUGAUGGAUGUGGCAACGUUUGGUUCGACCUGUUCACCCUGUUCUGCGCAGUUCGUGAAAAAUCUGAAUGCCGAAAAUUUUGAAAAACAAUAUCCGGACGCAGCAGCAGCAAUCAUCGAAAAACACUAUGUUGAUGACUAUUUCGACAGUGUGGAUACCGUCGAGGAGGCGAUUAAGCGAGCAAGCGAGUCAAUGCUCUUUGGUGCUGAGCGCCCAACGAAAAGGGCCGUUCUCAGUUGUGUCAUGGCCAUGUUCGACCCACUAGGUUUCCUAUCGCCGUUCACGAUAAUUGGAAGAAUACUAGUGCAGGACUUGUGGAGGACGGGUUGUGGAUGGGAUGAACUGAUUGAUGAUCUGUCGUUCGAAAAAUGGACCAAGUGGACUAAAAUGUUGCCAGAGAUCGCCAAAAUUCAAGUACCGAGAAGUUAUUUUGGAGAGGCACGAUCUGAUCAGUACGAGAAUCUUCAGUUGCAUGUCUUCACCGAUGCGAGUGAAAAUGCAUAUGGCUGCGUAGCAUACUUUCGGAUCGAAAUUGAUGGGGAGGUUUGCUGUGCGUUAGUAAUGAGUCGAAGCAAGGUGGCUCCACUCAAACAACUUACCAUCCCGCGGCUUGAACUGCAGGCUGCUGUGCUAGGUGCCCGAUUGGCGGAAUCUAUUCGGCGCAAUCAUAGCUUGAAAAUUAACCAACAGUUCAUCUGGACAGAUUCGCGGAAUGUCCUUUCUUGGAUCAAAUCCGACCAACGGCGAUACCGACAGUAUGUGGGCUUUCGCAUAGGUGAUAUCCUCAGUCACACUAGCGUAUCGGACUGGCGAUGGGUUCCGACGCUAAAUAAUGAAGCGGAUCGAGUAACGAAAUGGAAGCGCGGAGCGAGCUUACACUCAAAUAGCUCUUGGUUUAAGGGAGCGGACAUUCUGUUCCGCAAGGAAAUGGAAUGGCCAGAGCAGCCCGUGAUACCGGCAAACAUCAACGAAGAACUGAAAGCGCAUUUGCUUGUCCAUGAUGUCACACUAUCGUGUGCACUUUUAGACAUAUCUCGUAUCUCAAAGUGGCGAAUUCUAGUGCGUACGAUGGCGUGCGUUUAUAGAUUCGUGUCCAACUGUCGGCGGAAAAUCGAAGGCCGUCCAAUUGAAACACUGAAGGCAACAAAGAGCCAGGCGAAGUACUUGAAGAAAGUAGAUUGGAUGAUGGAGCGUAAGCCUUUGAAGCAGGAAGAGUACGAGAAAGCGGAAUACUAUCUUUUUAAGGCUGCGCAGUCGGAAGUGUACGAGGACGAACUAAAAGUGUUGUUACACAAUCGGGAACAUCCGGUGGACAAAUGGUUAACUGUAGAGACGUCUAGUCCGUUAUAUAAACUAGCUCCUCUUGUAGACGAUAAAGGGAUGGUGCGUAUGGAAGGCAGGACGAAAAACGCAGAAUUUCUGCCCUUCGAUCUUCGUUUUCCGAUUAUUUUACCAAAGGAGCAUCCUCUGACAGCGAAGCUUGUGCAACACUAUCAUGAGAAAUUUGGUCACGGAUAUCGGGAAACUGUAAAGAAUGAACUAAAACAGCGCUUCUAUGUUCACGGUAUUGGAGGAGUCGUUCAAAAGGUGGCGAAGGCUUGUGUUUGGUGUCGAGUUAAUCGUAGUCGUCCACAUACUCCAAGGAUGGCGCCUUUACCUAUCCAACGGCUAAUCCCAUAUCAACGUCCAUUCAGCUACGUCGGUGUAGACUAUUUAGGUCCAUUCGAAGUGGUGGUAGGUCGCCGUAAGGAAAAACGCUGGAUUGUGUUGUUUACUUGCCUGGUGAUACGGGCAAUCCAUUUGGAGGUGGCCUGCAGCCUCACCACGCAAGCAUGUUUGAUGGCUAUUCGAAGAUUUGUUUGUCGUCGAGGGCCGCCUUUGGAGUUCAUCUCCGAUAAUGGAACUAAUUUUAGAGGUGCGAGCAGAGAGCUUGAGGAGAUGGUCAGAAACAUUAGUGAGGAGUGUGCCAACGAAUUUACCAGCGCUCGUGUAAAGUGGAGUUUUAAUCCUCCAGCCGCUCCACACAUGGGGGGCGUUUGGGAGAGACUGGUUCGAUCGGUAAAAGAAGCGUUGGAGGUGAUGGAUGAUGGAAGGAAACUGACCGAUGAAAUCCUUCUUACAUCAAUGAACGAAGCGGAGGAUAUGAUUAAUUCGCGGCCGCUAACGUAUGUAUCGCUGGCAAAUGAUGCUGAGAUGUUAACACCAAACCAUUUUCUUCGGGGAGUGUCCCCGAAUGAACCUCAACUAACUCCUCCUCCUCCUCAUUCGGCAGAAGCGCUGCGGAAUGCUUAUCAGCGAUCGCAGCAGCUGGCAACACAGCUGUGGAAUCGCUGGAUUAAGGAAUAUCUGCCGACCCUUAAUCAACGAACGAAGUGGUUCAAUGAGACGAAACAGUUGGAAGUCGGAGAUCUUGUUUACGUCGUUGAAGGAGAUAAACGGAAGCAAUGGGUACGUGGAGUCGUCGAGGAACUUAUUGGGUCUAGCGACGGACGAAUACGGCAAGCUUGGAUUCGUACGAGAUCGGGAACGUAUAAACGGGCUACGGCUAAGUUGGCUGUACUGGAGAUAAGAGACAGUAACACUGAUCCGGAUGCGGUCAUCGAACCAGGAUUACGGGCCGGGGAAAUGUUGUGA
Molecule: messenger RNA, 3774 nt
Organism: Topomyia yanbarensis
Lineage: Eukaryota; Metazoa; Arthropoda; Insecta; Diptera; Culicidae
Exons: 2
Coding region: 1-3774 (1257 amino acids)
Biological process (GO): DNA integration
Molecular function (GO): nucleic acid binding
Source: RefSeq, a predicted model, not a curated record